CAAACAAUACGGCAUUAGUAGGAUGUAGUUCUCAUUGGGGUGGGAUCUGCCUAUAAAAGGUGAAAGCAUUUAUGUAUUGGGAAGCAAGAGAUCAUAAUGAAGGAGUGUUGGAUAAUGGUGAUGAUGAUUUUAUUAUUGAAAGAGAGUUGGUGCUCUGAUGGAUGUUUGGAGAAUGAGAGAAUUGCUCUGUUGCAAAUCAAAUCUCAUUUCAAUUCUUCUUCUUCUUCUUUUAUGUCUACUUGGGGUGUAACUGCUGACUGUUGUAGUUGGGUACGCGUAUACUGCAACUCCACCACAGGGCAUGUUGUCCAACUCUCUCUUGAUGGUGUAAGAAGCUCAGAAGAAGAUUAUUGGUAUCUAAAUGCUUCUUUGUUUCUUCCCUUCCAGCAAUUGAAUUAUCUUUCCCUGUGGGGAAAUAAUAUAGCUGGUUGCAUCAAGAAUGAAGGUUUUGAAAGGUUAUCAGCACUUGGCAAUUUGGAGGUUCUUGAGUUAAGUGACAACAGUUUCCACAAAAGCAUCUUAUCAUCUCUAAGUGGACUUUCAUCUUUAAAAAUUUUAAGUCUAUCUGGAAAUAGAUUGAAAGGGAUAAUUAACAUUGAAGAGUUCAAUCAUCUAAUAAGUUUGGAGGAGUUGGAUUUAUCAGCUAAUGCAAUUGAAGGCUUCAUAUCUUCAAAUGGUAGUGAUGAAUUAUCGAAAUUGAGCAAUUUGGAGCGUUUUGAUUUGAGUUAUAAUCACGUUAAUAUCAGCCUUUUAUCACCACUCAUUAGGCUUCCAUCUCUCAGAUAUUUAGAUUUAGGAUAUAAUCAAUUGGAAGGACUAUUCAAUUUCAAAGAAUUGGGCAAAAGCAAGCUAGUGACAUUGGACUUGAGUGGCAAUAACAUUACAGAAUUUGUAGACUCAAGAGAAAUAAGGGCUUCAAACAAUAUAAGUGAGCUGUAUUUAGAUGAUAUCACCAUAACAAAAGGAAGCAAGUUAUUGGAAUCAUUGGGAGCAUUUAGCCACCUUAAAAAUCUAUCUCUGGUGUCAUGUAAAUUCGAAGGAGCAAUUCUCCAUCAAGGCUUGCCUCAUCUGCAAAUAAUUGGAGCAAUGUCUUCUCUUAAGAAAUUAUCAUUGGGUGGUUGUGGACUUAAUGACACAGAGUUUCUAAACCAAGGUGUGUGCAAAUUAAAACAACUUCAAGAGUUAGAUAUUUCCUAUAAUGACAUAAGUGGUAGCUUGCCUUCAUGUCUGGCUAACAUGACAUCUCUUCAAUCGUUACAUCUCUCUUCCAAUAAUUUUGUUGGAAACAUCUCUCUAUAUCCAUUUAAUAGAUUAACAAAUCUCGAAUAUUUGGAUCUUUCACACAAUCUUUUCCAAAUUCCAGUCUCGUUGGAUCUAUUUUUCAACCAUUCAAAGCUCAAACACUUUAAAAGUCAGGGUAACAAUGAAAUAUAUGGAGAAAAAACUGAACAAAAUUUGACCCCAAUGUUUCAACUAGAGACUCUUUAUAUCGAUGGUUAUGCAUGCAUUAAAGCAUUUCCCAAAUUCCUUUAUUAUCAGCAUAACUUACGAGAAGCCAGUCUGCAGAGCUUGAAAUUGAGAGGAAGAUUUCCAUAUUGGUUGUUACAAAACAACACAAAACUAGAAGAGCUUUACUUAAAAAACAAUUCCCUCUCAGGGCCUCUUCAAUUACCACUUCAUUCCCAUUUGAAUUUGUCACUCUUAGAUAUCUCAGAUAAUCUCUUCCACGGAAUUAUUCCACCAGAUAUAGGAACACAUUUGCCGAGAUUGGAACUUGUGUACUUGUCUAAAAAUGAUUUCAAUGGUAGCAUUCCUUCUUCAUUUGGAAAUAUGAGCUCAUUGCAAAUUUUAGACUUAUCCAAUAAUGAUAUUUCUGGAAGCCUACCCUCUGAUUUUUGCUGUUCACAUAUGUUAGAAGUUCAUUUGUCCAGAAAUCAGCUUCAAGGAUCAUUAGAAGAUGCAUUUUUCGAUUGCCUUCAAUUGGUUGUGUUAGAUCUUAGCCACAAUAAUAUGACUGGAAGCAUUCCAUCAUGGUUUGAAAGAUUUUACCAAUUGGCCUAUAUGAUUUUGGGUUAUAAUAAUAUUGAAGGGGAAAUCCCAAUUCAGUUGUGCAAUUUGACCCAAUUAAGCUUGAUUGACCUCUCACAUAAUAAUCUGUCUGGUCAUAUUCCCCCUUGUCUAAGAUCUACAAGCAAUUUUGCUUCCUUGUCUAAUGGUGAAGAGAUAGAAUUCACAACGAAGAGGAAUAUCUAUUCUUACCAAAGAAGCAUGCUGUAUUACUUCUCAGGAAUUGAUCUCUCAUGCAACAAGCUGAUAGGCCAAAUUCCUAUCCAAAUUGGUUACCUCAAUGAGAUCCGUGUACUAAAUUUAUCCCACAACAAUUUGAAUGGAAAAAUCCCAGCAUCAUUUUCUAACUUGAGUCAAAUUGAAAGCUUGGAUCUUUCACACAACAACUUGCAAGGGAACAUUCCUUCUCAACUCACUGAGUUGGAUUUUUUGGAAGUCUUCAAUGUAUCAUGCAAUGAUUUAUCUGGUAGAACACCGGAAAAGGUUAAACAGUUUGCAACAUUUGAUGAAAGCAGCUAUCGAGAUAACCCUCUUCUUUGUGGAUGGCCAUUGCAAAAAUAUUGUGCUACCAUGGAAUCUUCUCCAUCAAUCCCAAGAAGUUCAAAUGAUACUGAAGAAAGUAAUUGCUUCAUUGACAUGGAAGAUUUUUAUGCGAGUUUUGGGGUGGCUUACAUUAUGGUGUUGUUGACAAUUGCUGGAGUUUUAUUCAUAAAUCCAUAUUGGAGGCAAGUUUGGUUUUACUUCGUUGAGGUUAGUAUAGACAAGUGCUACUAUUUUCUAAUAGACAAUCUUAGUUGUUUGUCCAAGUUUAAAUUAUUUUGAUGGUGAAAUCAAUAUCAAGAAUUAUGUAUUUACAUACUUUUACUUUCAACAUCAAUAAAUAAUGUAAAAUGUGCAUUUCCUUUACUAUA
Molecule: messenger RNA, 2978 nt
Organism: Manihot esculenta (cassava)
Lineage: Eukaryota; Viridiplantae; Streptophyta; Magnoliopsida; Malpighiales; Euphorbiaceae
Product: receptor-like protein 15
Exons: 8
Coding region: 97-2889 (930 amino acids)
Molecular function (GO): protein binding
Source: RefSeq, a predicted model, not a curated record